AUGAUGGAAUAUGAGGUGAAGAAAUACGAAAAGUACAAGAAUAAUAUAAAAUUUUUGCUCAUUGGCUCUGGUCUUUGGCCAGAUUAUCAAAAGCAUCCAAAGAACUUAAAAAAUUUUCUGAGUAUUUGUUCUGCGGUAUCGAGUGGCUGUACAACCUAUGGUAUCAUUGCUUUUUGUAUCAGUAAUAUUAGUAACAUCAAUAUUUUGACAAGAGGUUUAGGGUUGAUGAUCAGCUUUGCAUCAGCUUGUCUUAAGGUAUGCAUUUUGGCUCUUCGCAAAAAUGACUUGUUGAGUCUCAAUAAAGGAAUCUCCGCUCAUUUCGAAAAGGAUCUUCAAAUUCCAAAAUUUCGUCCGUAUUUGCUGGCCCAUUUUUCAGAGUUUUCGAAAUUCUUUUACAUCUUUGAUUAUUCGGUUGCUUUGAAUUUAACUAUGUUGAUGCUCACCCCAAUGUUGAUGCUGAGACAUGGCAAAUACGUAAGGGCAUUGCCGCAACUUAUACCAUUCAACUACGAACUUGGAGGAGCCGUUCAUUGGUCCAUCUAUGUAUUUGAAAUACUUAGUGCUUAUUAUUGUUGGAGUAUAACCGUUGGAGUUGACUCCGUAUUUGGACUUUACGCCAUGCAUAUGGUUGGCGAGCUAAGGCUACUUUCGGCUCGUUUCGAGAGUUUGAUCUCAAGUAAGAAUUAUAGAAAAGACCUGAAAGAGUGCAUUGAUAGGCACAUUCUAAUCAUUGACUCUCAACAUUUAAUGCAGCGAAUUUUUGGUUUCUUGGCAAUUUGGCUGGCUGUUACAUGUGCCGUAGUUAUGUGUGCUAUUAUUUUUCAAGCUACUGGGAUACAGAAUAUGACUGUUUAUAGAGCAAUAUAUUUGAUAUGUUACUGCUUCUUAAAAUUAGUCCAAGCUUAUACUUAUGCUUGGUUUGGAAAUAUUAUUGCUGUCGAGAGUGAAAUAUGUCUCAAUUCAAUAUACAAUGCUCAUUGGCCAGAAACUGGAGAUUUACGAUUUAUGAAUGACAUUCUUAUCAUUCAGUCGCAAAAUCCAUUACGUUUUAUAGCUAGUGGCUGCGUAAUUGUGCGGUUAGAUAUGUUUUCAAAGAUUCUACAUGCUUCGAUAUCAUAUUUUUUUCUAUUGCGAACUUUAGAUGGAAAUGUUCAAGAUUCUUAA
Messenger RNA from Ceratosolen solmsi marchali, 1164 nucleotides. RefSeq names its product odorant receptor 13a-like. Bases 1 to 1164 code for a protein of 387 amino acids. The record is from RefSeq and is a predicted model, not a curated record. The transcript is spliced from 6 exons. Gene Ontology annotation, cellular component: plasma membrane. Gene Ontology annotation, biological process: detection of chemical stimulus involved in sensory perception of smell; sensory perception of smell. Lineage: Eukaryota; Metazoa; Arthropoda; Insecta; Hymenoptera; Agaonidae. Gene Ontology annotation, molecular function: odorant binding; olfactory receptor activity.